Molecule: messenger RNA, 852 nt
Organism: Setaria italica (foxtail millet)
Lineage: Eukaryota; Viridiplantae; Streptophyta; Magnoliopsida; Poales; Poaceae
Exons: 2
Coding region: 49-543 (164 amino acids)
Source: RefSeq, a predicted model, not a curated record
GACCGUGGCAUUAGCAUCGGUGAAGCAGCAGCUAGCAUUGCCUGCCACAUGGAGGAGGGAAAACCAGGCGGCGGCGGCGGUGCCACCGUCGCCGAGGACGCCAUGUCGCGGUUCAGCCUCGACGCGAGCGCGGGGGGCCGCCACAGCACGCUGCUCGACGAGUACGAGCGGCUGGCGUUCGAGGCGCAGCUCAACCGUGCCAUCGUCCUGCGCCGGUGCUACUCCGAGCCCAGCCCCGUCCGGGUCGCGCAUCAGCAGCAGAAGCCAGCUGGCGAUGCGAACGCGCCGACACCGGCCGCGCCUCGUGAGGCGCCGCCUCCUGAUCAGGAGGGGGAGGCGCGGCGGCGCGACGGGGGCGGGGGCAGGUUCUGGCGGCUCCACGAGGUGCUGGCCCGGUGGCUGGAGGCGUUGAGGCCGGUGUUCCGCUGGCUCAGGAGCGCGUGGGAGCGCCGGAGGAGGAAGGACGAGCCGGCAGACGCGCACGCGGCGCGGCGCCCGCCGCCGACGGUGCCGCGGGUGCAGCUGCUCGACUACCUUCGUUAGCUGCAUUGCAUCUUCGUUUGAUAUCUUUUUUGAUGGGUACUGACGUACUAUGCUGGGCCCAAGCUAGUAGAGGAUCUGAUUCGGGAGUCGUGACUGUCCAGCUGGCAUGGCGUGUGAUGAUUGGGCUUAAGCAUCUCUAGGAUAUCAUACGUGACCGUCCGACGAACGAUGCAGAUUGCGUGAAAUAAUACAUUUAUUAGAGUAUACAAGGUGUACAAAUAUAUAGGCGGUCCUUAGAAGAGGUUUAUAGAAUCAUAAUCAGGGACAACCUGCCUAUCCUAAGCUAUAUGUGCACUCUUUGGUUCAGGU